This is a messenger RNA of Aspergillus fijiensis CBS 313.89, 1073 nucleotides long. RefSeq lists its product as uncharacterized. The record is from RefSeq and is a predicted model, not a curated record. The transcript is spliced from 3 exons. NCBI's taxonomy places the organism in Eukaryota, Fungi, Ascomycota, Eurotiomycetes, Eurotiales, Aspergillaceae. Bases 153 to 761 code for a protein of 202 amino acids.
UGACCACCUUCUCUUCUCCUCCCUUGUCAUCGUCGCAAGCUCUCCAACAGACGCGCCAUCACUCUCACUCUCCCUACCCUUCGCAAAUUCGACUGAAUUUCCUCAACCUCUUCAUUUCCUCCCAUCCGAGCGAACCCUCCAACCAAUCACAAAUGCCAAGCUCAGCAGCCUCUAUGAUACGGUACACCCACGCCCGUCAGCCGCCGACCACCAACAUCGUCAAAUACCACUUCCCCAAGCAUCUGCUCCCAUGCUUUCGGACCGCCACCCUCCCGACCAUCAUGUCUCUCGCCUAUCGGGCGGCCAGUGCCGAGGGACAAUAUCCUAAGGCCAUCCUAAUCAGAUCCGCCAUCCACCUCACGCGGUACCAAAAAAGGGGCCGCACCAAACAGCUCCGGAACACCUGGCACAUGACGAUCUGCUACAAGAACACGACCCACCUGGCCAAGGGCUCGCACAUGACGGCGCAUGUCUACGUGAAGAACAAGCAUCACCCGGUGUUUCUGCGCGCCAAUUACGCCGCCGAGAAACCGGAUACGGCGAAGGAGGCGUCGGGGCGGCCAGUCUGGGGAUCCGUGGAGAGCUCGCGGUAUCUGACGCGCGAAGUCGCGUAUGGGUACCUGCCACAACAACGGGAGCUGGGGCUGUCGGGGGGGUGUGGCUGGGCGUAUGCAUCUCGUGACAAGAGGCAACCUUGGCAAGGGCGAGGAGGGCUGAUUCGUUUUGUCCUGGUCCGCGAAAAGGAGGAUCUCAAAGAAUAGAAAACGUAUCGUGUUCUAUGCAUCCCCACGUCGUGGUAGCUGCACAGAAACCCCCACACGAAUCGAAUGGGCCGAGAUAUUAUUAAAAUCCCCCUCUAUCCGAUCACCAGCGUGUCCUCGGUCGGAAAGCUGUACUGCGGUACCUCCAAAUUAGUCGGGGCGGGGCCCUUGCGCGCCCGUCCGGAGAUGUCAUAGUGCGAGCCAUGACACGGACAAAACCAGCCCCCAAAGUCCCCGGACUCGCCGAUGGGCACGCAACCCAGAUGGGUGCAAACACCUUAUACCAAGUCAGCAAUUGGCGCCUGAACCACU